Leptopilina boulardi is the source of this 9678-nucleotide messenger RNA. RefSeq names its product dynein axonemal heavy chain 10 (gene Dhc98D). Gene Ontology annotation, biological process: microtubule-based movement. Gene Ontology annotation, cellular component: dynein complex. The transcript is spliced from 38 exons. NCBI's taxonomy places the organism in Eukaryota, Metazoa, Arthropoda, Insecta, Hymenoptera, Figitidae. The record is from RefSeq and is a predicted model, not a curated record. Gene Ontology annotation, molecular function: minus-end-directed microtubule motor activity; dynein light intermediate chain binding; dynein intermediate chain binding. The coding region runs from base 16 to 9678 and encodes 3220 amino acids.
AAAAAUUAUGAAGGCAUGGAAUUAUUGUAUAAAUUGUAUAAACAACAAAAAAAUUCACGUGACAUUUGGUCAAAAACAUUAUGGAUAAAUUUAAAUCCCCAACAAUUAAUGGAUGGAAUGGAUGGUUUUUUGAAAGAAUUUCGAAAAUUACCAAAAUCAGUUAGAGCACUCAAUGUUGGAUUAUCAUUGGAAGUGAUAAUGAAGGAUUUUAGAAAUUCUGUGCCACUAUUUGUUGAAUUAAAAAAUGAAGCAAUGAGAGAGAGACAUUGGCAAGAAUUAAUGGAUAAAACGGGAAAACAUUUUGAUAUGUCACCUGAUAGGUUCACUUUGGAAAAUAUGUUCGCUAUGGAUUUGGCGAAACAUCAAGAAAUUGCGAAAAUAAUUGUUAACAAUGCCAUUAGAGAAUUGGCCAUCGAGAGAGGAGUGAAGGAAAUUGCUGAAAUUUGGACCACUAUGGAAUUUACAGUUAUUAAACAUUACAAAGGAAAUGAAGAUAGAGGAUUUAUUCUUGCACCCAUUGACGAAUUGAAUCAAGUUUUAGAAGACAAUAUGAUGAAUCUACAAAGUAUGUCAGCAUCACAAUUUAUUGGUCCAUUUUUGGGGACCAUUCAAAAAUGGGAAAAAUCAAUGCAAACAAUUUUAGAUGUUAUUGAAGCAUGGAUUGAAUUGCAAAGAAAAUGGAUGUAUUUAGAGGGGAUUUUUGUCGGUGGCGAUAUUAGAAUUCAACUUCCAGAAGAGGCGAAAAAAUUUGACGAUAUUGAUAAGACUUUUAGAAAAAUAAUGCUCGAUACAUCUAAACGUUUAAAUGUUCUGGAAUGUUGCUCAAUUGUUGGUCGUAAAGAAGAAUUCGAAGCACUUAGUGCUGGUUUGGAGAAAUGUCAAAAAUCUCUAACUGAAUAUUUAAAUAGUAAACGUGCAAUUUUUCCGCGAUUUAAUUUUAUCAGUGAUGAUGAACUUUUGGGAAUUUUGGGCAGCACUGAACCAAAUGUUAUACAGGAGCAUAUUGGAAAAAUGUUUGACAAUUUGAGAAAAUUUCGUUUGGGUCCCGAUUUGGAGGGGAAAAUUAUUGCAAGCGCAUUAAUUUCGAAUGAAAAUGAAAUUAUGGAAUUUAGAAAUGCAAUAUUUGCUGAAGGAAAAAUCGAAGAGUGGAUGGUUCUUGCUCUAUUGGAAAUGAGAAAAUCCAAUAGAUAUUUAACAAAAAAAGCAGUUUACAGUUAUGGCAAGAGAAGACCAAGAACCGAGUGGAUGUUAGAAUUUCAAGGAAUGAUGAUACUCGCGGCAAAUCAAAUAUGGUGGACCGCUGAAGUUGAGAAUGUUUUUCAAAAAAUUUCCCAAGGAAAUAAACGUGCCAUGAAGGAGUAUUUGCAACAACUUAAUAGUCAAUUGGAUGAAGUUGUAACUCUAAUGGGAGGUGAUAAUCUCUCCAAUAACGAUCGUAAGAAACUUGAUACAAUUUUAACAGUUGAUGUUCACAUACGUGACAUUAUCGACGAAUUUGUUAGGGACAGUAUCAUGGAUCCUAUGGAAUUUGAAUGGGAGAGUCAAUUGAGAUUUUACUGGGUUCACGAUUUGGAUAAUGUUUGGAUGAAUCAAUGUACCGGAAGUUUCGAGUAUGGUUACGAAUAUAUGGGACUAAAUGGAAGACUUGUUAUUACACCCUUAACCGAUAGGAUUUAUUUGACAAUUACACAGGCUCUUUCCAUGCAAUUGGGAGGUGCACCUGCAGGCCCAGCCGGUACUGGUAAAACGGAAACAGUAAAAGAUUUGGCAAAGGCAUUGGGUCUUUUGUGUAUUGUCACCAAUUGUGGAGAAGGAAUGGAUUAUGUUGCAAUUGGUAAAACUUUAGGUGGAUUAGCUCAAUGUGGUGCUUGGGGUUGUUUUGAUGAAUUCAAUCGAAUUGACGUUUCCGUUUUAUCAGUGAUUUCCACGCAAUUGCAAACUAUCAGAUCUGCAUUGCAGAGUAAAGUUCAAACAUUCACGUUCGAGAAUCAGGACAUUGUACUCGAUUCAAAAGUUGGAAUAUUUAUAACAAUGAAUCCAGGAUAUGCGGGUCGUACAGAACUUCCGGAAUCAGUUAAGGCACUAUUUAGACCUGUCGUUUGUAUUGUUCCUGAUAUGGAAAUGAUUUGUCAGAUAAAAUUGUUUAGUGCUGGUUUUUUAACAGCUAAAGUUCUAGCUAAGAAAAUGACCGUUUUAUAUAAAUUAGCCAGUGAACAAUUAAGUAAACAAACGCAUUAUGAUUUUGGUUUGAGAGCACUUAAAUCGGUGCUCAAUAUGGCGGGUAAUUUGAAAAGAACAUCAGGAAAUUUACCUGAGAAUGUUGUAUUAAUGAGGGCUCUACGUGAUAUGAAUCUACCAAAAUUUAUAUUUGAUGACGUUCCACUUUUUCUUGGUCUAAUUAAAGAUUUAUUUCCCGGACUUGAUUGUCCACGUGUAAGAUAUCCUGAUUUUAACGAUGCUGUCGAGGAGGUUCUUGAGAAAAAUGGCUAUAUUAUUCUUUCUGAUCAGGUGGAUAAAGUUGUACAAAUGUAUGAAGUUAUGAUGACAAGACAUUCGACAAUGAUUGUCGGACCUACAGGUGGUGGAAAAUCAGUGGUCAUUGAAACUUUAUGUAAAGCACAAACCUAUUUGGAUAAACCCACAAAACUUUUUGUAAUGAAUCCAAAGGCGUGCACAGUGGCUGAACUCUACGGAGUUUUGGAUCCUUUGACACGUGAUUGGACUGAUGGUCUUUUGAGUAAGAUUUUUAGGGAAAUAAAUAGAGUUGCCGAAUUGGGAAAAGAUGAACGGAGAUAUAUUGUUUUUGAUGGUGACGUGGACGCAUUAUGGAUUGAAAAUAUGAAUUCAGUUAUGGAUGACAAUAAACUUUUAACUCUGGCCAAUCAGGAGAGAAUCAAAUUACAAGAUCAUUGUAGUCUUCUUUUUGAAGUAGGAGAUUUACAAUAUGCAUCGCCAGCCACUGUAUCGAGAGCAGGUAUGGUCUAUGUGGACCCAAAAAAUCUUGGCUAUCAACCCUAUAUGGACAAAUGGAUAAACACACGAUGUGAAUCUGAAAGAGAAUUUUUACAAAUUUUAUGUGAAAAAUAUGUUCACUCUGCAAUUAAAUUAAUUAUUGACGGGAUGCUCGGUUUACAACAAGUACAACCUCUAAAAAUGAUCCUACCACAAACAGCACUAAAUAUGGUGGUUCAAUUGUGUUACAUGUUCGAUGCACUGUUACCUGUUCAAUUUGAAAAUGAACCAGAAGAAUUAGAUUUAAGAAACGAACUUUUAGAAGCUGUUUUUAUACAGUCAUGUUAUUGUUCAUUGGGUGCUACUCUUGAGACAAAUUCAAGAAGGACUUUUGAUGAUUUUAUGAAAAAAGCAUCGGGUCUAAUGAUGAUUGAAGAUACUCCAGAUUUUUCAUUACCAGGAUAUUUGCCAAUUACUUUUCGCUCAUUAUACGACUAUCUUUUGGAUGUGAAAAAAAAAAUUUGGGUCCCUUGGAAGGUACUUGUUCCCAAAUAUAUUCACGAUAGAAAAAAACAUUUUAGUGAUAUUUUAGUGCCUACUGUCGAUACUUUACGAACAACUUGGUUUAUAAAUCUGAUGAAUGAACUUAAGAGACCUGUGCUCUUGGUUGGCGAAACCGGAACCUCAAAAACUGCCAUAAUUUUAGAAUUUCUGAGAAAUCUAAAUAAAGAUAAAUUCAAUCAACUACCGAUAAAUUUCUCAUCACGAACAACUUCUUUGGAUGUUCAAAGAAACAUUGAAUCGGCUGUGGAGAAACGAACAAAAGACAUUUUUGGACCACCAAUUGGAAAGAAAUUAAUUGUUUUUAUUGAUGAUAUGAAUAUGCCAUUGGUUGAUACCUAUGGUACUCAGCAGCCAAUAGCUCUCUUAAAAUUACUCUUUGAAAGAGGUGGUUUUUACGAUCGAGGAAAAGAUCUCAAUUGGAUGAAUAUAAAGGACAUUUGCUUUUUGUCAGCAAUGGGAAAAGCAGGUGGAGGACGAAAUUACGUCGAUCCACGAUUUAUCUCAAUGUUUUCAGUCUAUAAUGUCACUUUUCCAGCUGAUGAGACACUUAAUUAUAUUUAUACCAGCAUUUUAAGUGGACACUUGCAAAUAUUUUCCGAAGACAUUCAGCAAACAGCAACACCAAUUAUUCAAAUCACUUUAGAACUUUACAAAUUAAUCAUUGUUGAAUUACCACCAACGCCUUCGAAAUUUCACUAUAUUUUUAAUAUGAGAGAUUUAUCAAGAAUCACAGCUGGACUUGUUCAAAGUGAUCCACACUAUUUUCCCGGUGUACAAAAUUUUAUACGAUUAUGGCGAAAUGAAUUUGUGAGAGUGAUGUGUGAUCGACUUAUCAAUGCUGAAGAUUAUAAAUUAGUCCGAGAGCAUUUGGAGGGGAAAAUAAAAUCAAUUUGGAAAGAUGAACGACAUAUUAUAGAAUACGCUAUGCGCGAUCCUCUAUUAUUCGGUGACUUUAGAAACGCGUGCAACGAAGAUGAACCAAGAUUCUAUGAGGAUUUACUCGAUUAUGAAGCUGUUUACACUCUUUUUAUGGAAAUUUUAGAGGAAUACAAUGAAAAAGGUACCAAACUCAAUAUGGUUCUUUUUAACGAUGCUUUGGAACAUUUGACAAGAGUUCAUCGAACGGUACGUCAACAUCGUGGACAUGUUUUGGUUGUAGGAAUUGGUGGCAGUGGAAAACAAUCAGUAAUUCGAUUGGCAGCCUUUGCGGCAAAUUGUGAAAUUUUCGAAAUCACAUUAAAUCGUGGAUAUAAUGAAAAUUCAUUUCGUGAGGAUAUGAAACAACUUUACAAUAAAGUUGGUGUUGAAAAUAAGCCAACAGUUUUUCUUUUUACUGCCGCUCAUAUUGUUAAUGAGAGUUUUCUUGAAAUAGUCAACAAUAUGUUAAUGAUUGGCGUUGUUCCCGCUCUAUUUAGCGACGAUGAAAAAGAAUUAGUGAUCAAUUCUUGUCGAAAACAGGCAAAGGAUGCUGGUUACGGUGUUACCAAAGAAAACGUUUGGAAUUAUUUUGUGAAUACAAGUGUGUCAAAUUUGAAAAUUGCCCUGUCAAUGAGUCCGGCAGGUGAUAUUUUAAGAUCUCGUUGUAGAAGUUAUCCUGGUCUUGUUAAUAGUACUACGAUUGAUUGGAUGUUUCCCUGGCCUGAGCAGGCACUUUACGCUGUUGCCAAUGUGAUUUUAAUCGAUAAUCCAAAUAUUCCUGAACUACAUAGAGAAUCAAUUGUUCAACAUAUUGUUGACGUUCACAUUUCUGUGGGUCAUUACACUGAGGAUUUUCACACAAAACUUCGAAGGAGAAAUUACGUGACACCAAAACACUAUCUUGAUUUUAUUAAUACUUAUUUGAAUCUUUUGACAGAGAAGAAGGAAUUUAUCACAGGUCAAUGUGAACGACUAUCAGGAGGAUUAACAAAAAUUGCGGAAGCCUCCGACACAUUAGAGGAACUAAAUGCAAUUUUAGCCGUUCAAAGAAUUAAAGUCGACGAACAGACGAAAAAUUGUGAACAAUUAUUAAAAUCAAUUGGUGAAAGUACGAAUAUUGCUAAGGAAAAGCAGACAAUUAGUAUGGAAAAGCGUCAAGAGAUUGAAGUUCAAAAUAAAAUAAUUGUUAAAGAAUCAAAAGAGGCAAAAACAGCAUUGGCGGAAGCACAACCGGCUCUUGAAGCAGCUCGAUUAGCUCUCAGCGAUUUAGACAAAGCCGACAUUACGGAAAUUAGAUCAUUUGCAACACCACCGGAACCGGUACAAGUUGUAUGUGAAGCUAUUUCCAUAAUUCGAGGGGCAAAAGAAAUCUCAUGGAAAAUUGCAAAGGGAAUGAUGAGUGAUCCAAAUUAUUUGCGUACACUACAAGAGAUGAAUUGUGAUCUCAUUACUCUUAAACAACAACAAAUGGCCAAAGCACACUUAAAAAGAUCCAAUAAAAUGGAACAAAUGAAAAUCAUUAGUCAAGCUGGCUAUGGACUUUAUAAAUUUUUACUAGCCGUAUUAGAUUACUGUGCAGUUUAUCGAGAAGUGAAGCCUAAAAUGGACCGUGUCGCAACUCUUGAGGCAGAGGCAGAAAAAGCACGAAAAGCCCUCGACAAAGAAGAAAGAGAAUUAAAACGCAUUGAAAAACAAUUAUUGGAAUUAAAUGCAAAAUAUGAGAUUGCAAUGGAUGAGAGGCAAAAAUUACAAGACGAAACAGAUCUUCUUCAACGACGUUUAAUAGCAGCUGAUAAAUUAAUGAAUGGUCUUGCAUCUGAGAAUAUACGUUGGCAAAAUGAUUUAAAAAAUCUUCGCGAGGAACUUGAGAAAAUAAUUGGCAAUUGUUUAUUAUCAGCUGGAUUUUUAGCUUACAAUGGUCCAUUCUCAUAUGAAUAUAGAAACGAAAUGGUUUACAAUAAUUGGCAGAAUAAUAUAAUAAACAAAAAAAUACCAUUGACACAACCAUUUCGAUUGGAAACACAAUUGACUAAUGACGUUGAAAUUAGCGGAUGGAAUUCAGAAGGACUACCACCUGAUGAACUAUCGAUACAAAAUGGAAUUUUCACAACAAGAGCAUCAAGAUUUCCCUUGUGCAUUGAUCCACAGCAACAAGCACUCAAUUGGAUCAAGAAACGGGAGGAGAAAAAUAAUCUCAAGAUUGUUACUUUUAAUGAUUCAGAUUUUUUGAAACAAGUGGAAUUGGGAGUGACAUAUGGAUUUCCAAUUCUUUUUCAGGAUGUUGAUUUCAUUGAUCCAGUGAUGGAUAAUGUUUUAUCGAAAAAUAUCCAAAAUAUUUCUGGUCGAAUAUUCAUUAUAAUAGGUGACAAAGAAGUCGAUUAUGAUCCUCGAUUUCGAUUAUAUUUAACAACAAAAUUUUCAAAUCCUAAUUUUAAUCCUGCCGUUUAUGCCAAAGCAACCGUAGUCAAUUAUACUGUGACUUCAUUUGGUCUUGAAGAUCAACUUUUAUCAGUUGUUGUUAGAACUGAACGUCCAGAUAUAGAGGAACAGCGUGAAACUUUAGUUAUUGAGACAAGUGAAAAUAAAAGUCUUCUCAAAACACUUGAGGAUAGUUUACUUCGUGAAAUAGCGACAAACAAGGGAAAUAUGUUAGACAAUAUUGAAUUAAUUGAAACACUUGAAAAUACAAAAACAAGUGCAAAUGAAGUUAUUGAAAAAUUAAAAUUAGCCGAAAUAACAACAAUUGAUAUUAAUAAAUUACGUGAUCAAUAUCGAUCAGCAGCUAAAAGAGGAGCAAUUUUAUUUUUUGUUCUCGCCGAUAUGUCAACUGUUAAUUCAAUGUAUCAAUAUUCAUUAAUAAGUUAUCUUGAAGUAUUUAUAUAUUCAUUAAAGAAGUCAUUGAUUGAUUUAAAUUUGUCAAAAAGAUUGAAAAAUAUCAUUCAACAAUUGACAAAAAAUGUCUAUAACUAUGGUUGUACGGGAAUAUUUGAAAAGCAUAAAUUACUCUUUUCAUUUCAAAUUUGUACACGUAUUGAUCAGAAUGUUGAUUUAAUAAAACAAUCAGAAUUGGAAUUUUUUAUUAAAGGAAGUGUUACACUUGAAAAAACACAAAGAAUUAAUCCAACAAAAUGGCUACCGUCCAAUGGAUGGGAAGAUAUUUUGAAAUUGGCAAAUGAUUUUCCUCGACAAUUUUCGGAGCUUCCAAUUCAAUUGCAGGAUCAUGGGAUCGAGUGGAAAAAAUGGUACGAUUCGGAUACACCAGAAUCAGAGGAAUUACCUUGCGAUUAUUCAAUUAAACUAUCGAGUUUUGAAAAAUUAUUAUUGAUACGAUGCUUUCGAGUGGAUCGUGUUUAUCGAGCAGUGGUAAAUUAUAUUAGUGAACGAAUGGGUGAAGAAUAUAUAACGCCACCAAAUGUGAGCUUUGAUAUGAUUUUUGAACAAAGUACACCAAGUAUGCCAGUUGUUUUUAUUUUAAGUCCCGGUUCAGAUCCAACAUCAGAAUUAAUGAAACUUGCCGAAAGAUAUGGCUGCGGUGGGGGUAAAUUUCGAUAUCUUUCAUUGGGACAAGGACAAGAAAAGGCAUCUGUAGAAUUACUAGAAACAGCAGUGGCAAGGGGUCAAUGGCUAAUGUUGCAAAAUUGCAAUCUUUUAUUAAGUUUCACGAGGAAAUUAGAAAAAAUAAUUGAUUCAAUGGGAAAGCCACAUCCAGAUUUUCGUUUAUGGCUAACUACUGAACAAACGCCAGAAUUUCCAAUUGGAAUUUUACAACAAUCAUUAAAAGUCGUAACUGAACCUCCAAAUGGACUUAAAUUAAAUUUACGAAAUACAUAUUUUAAAAUGAGAGCACAAAUUUUAGAUUCAUGUUCACAUCCAGUUUAUAAAAAUUUGGUGUAUGUUCUCGCAUUUUAUCAUGCAGUGGUGCAAGAAAGAAGAAAAUACGAUAAAAUUGGAUGGAACAUUAAUUAUGAUUUCAAUGAAUCUGAUUUCAAUGUUUGUACAUUGAUUCUUGAUACUUAUUUAACGAAAGCAUUGACAAUCGAUUCAACAAGAAUUCCAUGGAAUAGUUUAAAAUAUUUAAUAGGAGAGGUAAUGUACGGAGGGCGAGUGAUUGAUAAUUUUGAUAGAAGAGUAUCAAAAAUCUACAUGGAUGAAUAUUUUGGCGAUUUUUUGUUUGAUACAUUUCAACCAUUUCAUUUUUAUCACAACAAUUAUGUUAAUUAUGUAAUACCACAGGAAGGAAAUCGUGAUUCGUAUAUUGAAUUUAUUGAAAAAUUACCACUUGUCAAUUCCCCUGAAGUUUUUGGACUUCAUCCAAAUGCGGAAAUUGGAUAUUAUACACAAGCAACUAAAGAAAUGUGGAUGAAUUUAAUAGAGCUACAACCGCAAACAGCUAUCAGCGUCACUGGAAUCAGUAGAGAUGAAUUUAUCAACAAUGUAGCACAAGAAGUAUUAGCAAAAAUUCCCGAACCCUAUGAUAUGAUAAAAGUAAAACGAAAUUUUGGUUUAGGUGUGACACCAACUGCAAUUGUUCUAUUUCAAGAAUUAGAAAGAUUUAACACUCUAAUUAAUAGAAUGACAUCAACAUUAAUUCAAUUAAGAAAGGCAAUUGCUGGAGAAAUAGGAAUGGAUGCUGUACUUGACGAUAUUUCAAAUUCUCUCUACAAUGGAACAUUACCUAAAGAAUGGGCUAAAUUAGCACCAGAUACGAAAAAAAAUCUAGCAGGCUGGAUGGAUCAUUUUGAAAAAAGAAUCGCUCAAUAUACCAAUUGGGCAGGUUCAAAUGAACCAAUUGUAAUUUGGCUCUCAGGUCUUCAUAUACCGGAAACUUAUUUGGCAGCAUUGGUACAAAUGGCAUGUCGACGUAACAAUUGGCCCCUAGAUCAUUCCCUUAUUUACACAUCAGUUUCGAGAUAUUUAAAAGCUGAUGAAGUCGAAGAGAAACCAGAACAAGGUUGCUACGUCCAAGGAUUAUAUUUGGAAGGUGCACGAUGGGAUAUAAAAAAGCAUUGUCUAAUGAAAUCUUAUCCUAAAAUUCUCGUCGAAGAAUUACCAAUACUCACAGUAAUUCCAAUAGAGGCACAUAGACUAAAACUUCAGAAUACAAUAAAAACACCAGUCUAUACAACAUCAAAUCGACGAAAUGCUAUGGGAAGGGGUUUAGUUUUUGAAGCAGAUCUUGGAACAACAGAACAUAUAUCGCAUUGGGUACUUCAAGGAGUUUGUCUAAUAAUGAAUACAGAUUGA